AACAUGUUAUAGGAAAGCGUCAUUUGAUUUGGAAAACUUGUAGGACGCAGUCGACAAUCCAAGAUGGUAAAGAUCCAAGUUUUGGCUUUACUAGCCAUCGUCUUUUGUUUCACAUUGCAGAGUCAAGCAUCUCCGCUUGCCCUGCGUGAGGAGAACGACGGAGAGGAAACCGAUCGAGAAUUUGAAGAUGCUUUCGAAGAUGCUUUCGAGGCAGCACUGAACGAAGAAGAGGCCCGACAGUUGGAAAAUGUCGAAGAAGCUCGUAAUUUUGAAGAAGAUGAUGACGAAGUAGCCCGAACUUUACGCGAGAUUGCCGACACAGCAACCGAUGAAGAAUUCGAAGAUGCCUUUGCUGCCGCAUUGCAAAAAAGAGUGGCGCGAAAUUUCCAAAAUUUCGAAAAUGUCGAAGAAGCUCGUAAUUUUGAAGACGACGAUGACGAAGUAGCGCGAGCUUUACGCGAGAUUGCCGAGACGGCAACUGAUGAAGAAUUCGAAGAUGCCUUUGCUGCCGCAAUGCAAAAAAAAGAAGCGCGAAAUUUUGAAGAAGAAAUGGAUCUCAGUGAAGAUGAUCAAUCUGAAUAUGAGCGACAAAUUUCCGCUGAUUUUGAUAUUACGCCACCAAAAGAAAACGAAGUUCGUCAGGUACCUGAACCAGUAGUACCUGUAGCAGUGGUCCCUGCACCAGUAGUACCUGCGCCAGUGGUCCCUGCACCAGUAGUACCUGCGCCAGAGGUCCCUGCACCAGUAGUACCUGCGCCAGAGGUUCCUGCACCAGUAGUACCUGCGCCAGUGGUCCCUGCACCAGUAGUACCUGCGCCAGUAGUACCUGCACCAGCACCAGUAGAACCUGCACCAGUACCAACCGGCAAACCCAGGACAACCGAACCGCUGCGACUAAGCCAACUCAUUGUUAGGCCUAUGUUAAUUAAACGUUGUCAAGGCGCAACUAAUUACUCUGUCGGACAUUGCGCGAAAUAUCUUUCCUGCGGUAGGCAAUUGUUCCGUGGAGCUGUCAGGACUUGCGAAUCUGGACAGCUUUUUGACGCUGUUCUCAAGAAAUGCAAUGACGCAGAGAAAGUAGAUUGCAACAUCCGAACUUAAUCAUUUGAAUAUUAAACGAAAAACCAUAGUUUCUAUAGACUGACGUGUACCACCUUACUGUAUCACUUCCAAGUUUCUUUCUUCACUUCCCAUUUUUACUUUUCCCAAAACUUCAAUCUAAAAAGACAACUGUCAAAAUUCCAAUGAUUUGAAUACAUCCUUUCUGCAUUCAUGA
Messenger RNA from Daphnia pulicaria, 1276 nucleotides. Its product is annotated as actin cytoskeleton-regulatory complex protein PAN1-like. NCBI's taxonomy places the organism in Eukaryota, Metazoa, Arthropoda, Branchiopoda, Diplostraca, Daphniidae. The record is from RefSeq and is a predicted model, not a curated record. Bases 64 to 1101 code for a protein of 345 amino acids. The transcript is spliced from 2 exons. Gene Ontology annotation, molecular function: chitin binding. Gene Ontology annotation, cellular component: extracellular region.